This is a messenger RNA of Formica exsecta, 1575 nucleotides long. RefSeq names its product glutamyl aminopeptidase-like. The record is from RefSeq and is a predicted model, not a curated record. The coding region runs from base 574 to 1575 and encodes 333 amino acids. Lineage: Eukaryota; Metazoa; Arthropoda; Insecta; Hymenoptera; Formicidae. Gene Ontology annotation, cellular component: cytoplasm. Gene Ontology annotation, biological process: peptide catabolic process; proteolysis. Gene Ontology annotation, molecular function: zinc ion binding; metalloaminopeptidase activity; peptide binding. The transcript has 3 exons.
UCUCUCUCUCUCUCUCUCUCUUUCAGUUUUAUAUACAAUAUUUUUAUAUAUGCUACUUUUAUAUUUUGUGAUCAAAUUUUAAAUUAAGAUCGAUAAUCAAAAAGGAAAAUUCACUAAAUAGAUGCGGGUUUUAAUAAGUGUACAUGUGCGCGUGCAUGUAUAUAAGUACAGUAAAGACUUCGAAGAUGAGAAUAAGAAAUUAAAUAUUUGUUUAUUGUUGUUUUGCAUAUUUCUUUGAAAUUAACUUCAAUUUACGUUAAAUUUAUAAAUAACGCUCAUCGAUGAUUAUAUGUUAAAAUCUGACAAUAUUAUUAGAAUGUCUUUUAAUGAUUGAUAACCUUAGAAGUGUUGAUCUAAUAUUACAGAUUUAUUAUGAUGUCGUGUACUAAGCAUCGUCAGUUGUUGAUGGUCUUUUGAAAUGAUAAGAUCGUAAUUGUUUUGAUAUAUACUUCCAAUAUCAUAUGGUAAACGAUACGACAGAAAAUAGAGAGAUUGGCUGUAGCUAAUUUUUACAAAGCAAUAUAGUUGCAUAAUACAACUUGUGGUAUACAAAUACCUGAGGCAAAUAUUGAUAUGAUAUUUUUAAUAAUAUUAUUAAGUAGCGGUUUAAUAUUCGUUGCUGCGGCGACUCCUUUGACCGACAAACAGUUUAUAUUACUGGAUUAUAUAAAACCAGAGCAUUACAACAUCAAGCUUGUACCAUAUAAUCAAGAUACUUUCUAUGGCGAAUGCGACGUCAACAUUAAUAUUCUUCAACCAACGCAUAUUAUAAAUUUAUAUUCAGACAUACGAUGUAUACUAAAUAUAGAGUUAACUGAUAAUCCACCACGAUUUCAGCAAUAUGGCGAAGAAAAAGUCAUUUAUAAACCGAUAAAAUAUUUACGUGACAGUAAGACGCAGAUUGCUGAGUUUUCUUUCAAGAAUGAGUUAUCAUCGGGGCGUUACAUCUUGAAUAUGAAAUUUAUCGGUGUUAUAGCUGAUAACGGAGGCUUCAGAAGAUUUUCUUUAGUGGAAAAUAAAUUUAUCGGUGUUAUAGCUGGUAAUGAAGAAACUUUUACUUUAACGCAAAAUAAAAAUAACAAUGGAGGGUGGAUGGCUGCAACACAUUAUCAGAUAGAUAGUGCCCGACGAUUGUUUCCAUGUUGGGACGAACCGGAAUUAAAAGCAACCUUUGACAUUUCGAUAAUAUAUCCUCGUAAUUACAAAUGGCUUACAAUGGCUUUUUCAAAUAUGCAAACACGAAAAAUAAAAAUACUUGAAAACAAUAUGAUGUCGAUACACUACGAUACUACUCUUGCAAUGUCUACUUCUGUCGUCGGGGCAGUUAUAAUUAAUCGAGCAGAAUUAUUUAUUCUUAAUAUACUUGGAACUGCAACCAACAGAUGGUUGCACAUGUGGAACAGAAAGAUCAUCUCAUAUCUCCUGUUUUAUACACAAGAUAUUGUGGAAAAACUUACGAUGUAUUUGAAAAGCGAAUGGAAAAGAUCACAGAAAAUUUCGAAAAUAGAUCAUGUAGUAAUUCCAGAUUUCUAUGACGAAAACAUGAUGAAUUUAGGGCUUGUUCUAUAUAGGUAG